Solanum pennellii is the source of this 956-nucleotide messenger RNA. RefSeq names its product acid phosphatase 1-like. Bases 31 to 831 code for a protein of 266 amino acids. Lineage: Eukaryota; Viridiplantae; Streptophyta; Magnoliopsida; Solanales; Solanaceae. The record is from RefSeq and is a predicted model, not a curated record. The transcript is spliced from 3 exons. Gene Ontology annotation, molecular function: acid phosphatase activity.
UCAACAUCUUCUUUCUUCUCUUCAAUCAAAAUGAGGUGUUUCACAAUUCUCUUGUUUUUUUCAUCUAUAGUAGCCGUGGGAUUGGCCUCUAAUGUUGAAGAUGAGGGUAUAAUUAGCCAAGUAGUAGAAAUUCACCGUCUAAGGCCACAAACUGGUUCUGCUGGUUAUACCGUCCCACAAUUGGACUGUCUUAGCUGGCGCCUCGCCGUGGAGACGAACAACCUUCAAAACUGGAGAUUGGUACCUAAAGAGUGUGAAAACUAUGUAGGUCAUUACAUGUUAGGCAAACAAUAUCGACGUGACUGUGAGUAUGUAGCCAAACAGGCUAUUGAAUAUGCCAAAGCCCUUAAACUUGGCGGAGAUGGAAAGGACGUUUGGGUAUUUGAUAUUGAUGAAACUACUCUCUCAAAUCUUCCUUACUACGCUCGAUCCGACGUUGCUUUUGGGGCUAUAGCAUACAACAACACAAAGUUUAAUGCGUGGACAGCUGAGGGAAAAGCGCCAGCGAUUCCAUCGAUACUGGGUGUAUACAAGACUGUGUUGUCUUUGGGGAUCAAGCCCGUUUUCAUUACAGGGACAAGAGAAAAUUUCAAACAAGUUAGGAUUGUCAAUCUCAAGAAAGUUGGUUAUAGCAACUGGGCAGCACUUAUACUAAAGGGAGAAAAUGAUUCGGGAUCAGCAGUGCAAUUUAAAUCAAGCAAGAGAACGGAAUUAGUUAAAGCUGGAUAUAGAAUUGUUGGUAAUAUUGGAGAUCAAUGGACUGAUUUAAUAGGAGAAAAUGUUGGAGCUCGUACAUUCAAAGUCCCUGACCCUAUGUAUUACAUUAGUUGAUUCGAAGCAAAUUUUAAUCAUCAACAAAGGGGGAUAGCUUUUUUAUUUCAUGUUUUUAUGUAUUUCGAAUUUUCCUAUUCAUCACCCUCACUUUGCUAUAAUAACGACUUGCUUCAACAUUUUAA